Messenger RNA from Cryptomeria japonica (Japanese cedar), 897 nucleotides. RefSeq lists its product as uncharacterized. NCBI's taxonomy places the organism in Eukaryota, Viridiplantae, Streptophyta, Pinopsida, Cupressales, Cupressaceae. Bases 69 to 608 code for a protein of 179 amino acids. The record is from RefSeq and is a predicted model, not a curated record. The transcript has a single exon.
CAUUUCUCUCCCUCCUCAACACUCUUCUUUCCACUGAAUUCCUCUCUUCUGCAAAGCCAAGAGAAUCAAUGGCAAAUUGGUUGUGGUCAUGCGCAUACCCUUCCAAAACAGCCAAUCUCAUCCGAUUUAAUGGCGGCCUGGAAAGAAUAAAGAUUAAGAUGGGAAUGAAGGUUGCGGAAUUGAUGCUCGACAAUCCCAACCAUUUUGUCUGCAAUUUGGGUAGUCUGCAAGCAGGGCAUCGUAUUUUAGCGCUCUCUGCGGAAGAAGAAAUAGAGCGGGGAAAUACAUACGUUCUUCUCCCCAUGCAAAAAUUACGCUGUGUGCUGAGUGAGGCGGACAUGGGUAGAAUUCAACAAUUGAAGAACAAAUCGAAUGCAAUCUCCUCCUCCCACUCCAAAAUCGUUCCACUCUCUCAAGACGACUUUGUGGCGGAGAAAUCGUCGUUGCCAAAACUGGUGGCGAAUGAGGAAGAAAUAGAGAAGAUGAAGAUGAGAAUAGACCGGCAGAGAUGCUGGAAACCCUCAUUGCAUACAAUUGAAGAGACUCGCAGCUUAAAAUUCACAGAAAACGCUCCAAAACGACCAAUUUUGACUUACAGAUUGAGAUAACGCCAUUGAAUUUGUUUACAUCUAUCAUUUUUAUUUAUUUAUUUAUUUAUCAAAAGAGCAAUAAUGAUUAGUUAUGGCCCGAGAUCGUGUGGGGUCACGGCAUCAAUAAUAAGUCUUUCACCGUUUGUCUUUAAGCUUUUGACACGGUGAAGAGAAAAAAUGAGAGAAGCUUUAAUUCGUGUCGUCAGAACACAGUUGUCGUAUUCAAUUAUCGCAUUAGAAACCGAAAGGUGCGCUUUCAAUAUCAAUCACACUUGUAAACAAUUUACGUGGCCUCUUGUAAGCUCCA